AUGAGACCUGAGAAAGAGCAGCUUACAGAAACUGAUCAAUCAAUAUCCCAUGAUAUGAAGGCAAAGAGGUCAAAAUGGGCGGGGCAAGCUGCUCGGAUUUAUUCAUCAGGAAGCCUUUAUAUGAAUGUCUCAAUAGAAGGCAAAAGACGAUCCUAUAUGAGUUGCACAACAAUAGCAAUCCGAAGGACACGUGUCCUUGCAGAACGCCUUCGCCUCAGAGGAUUCGCUCAACGGCCGCCUAUGGAGAAAGUUUGCGACAUCGGAUCCUCGUGCACAACGGUCUAG
Molecule: messenger RNA, 285 nt
Organism: Nezara viridula (southern green stink bug)
Lineage: Eukaryota; Metazoa; Arthropoda; Insecta; Hemiptera; Pentatomidae
Source: the annotation of a GenBank genome assembly